CUUCUCCUUGCCAUAGGAAAGAGAGGGAUCGGGGAUUGAAUAACAUGAACACAACGCCCGUUGCAUGUGCGACAGAUAUGAUAUUUCAUUAUGGUAUAAUAUAACCGUUUGUUCACUGUGAUCAUAGACAAUCGAAAUGUAUAAAGACAUUCCAACACUCCCCGGGCUCUCAUAUUUCUGCAUUGCUGACAGCAGCCGCAAGCGGAAGAGUGGACGCCUUGACGGUGGUGGCACUGUCAGUUCUACUAACAAAGCUCCCGGGGGCACCAACCUCACAGAACGUCAGUCAACUUCUCAAGCAGACGACAACGUCAGGCGUUCUCGAAAAUCCCUCAGUUUCCGAAGCAGACGACAAGGUAAGGCGUUCUUUAAAAUCCCAAAGGAAGCUAGGGUUCCGAUGACGGAGUCGUUGUUAAACCCCGUGAUCCUAGAGGAACUCGCACGGACAUGGCUGAAAGAGGACCAUCCAAGUAUGGACGUCGGCUCGAUGGUGGUCGGCGACGUGGACGUGACAGCUGACCUUUGGUGCAAAAGCCCGGGUGUUCUGGCGGGGGUUCCUUUCGCCAACACGGUCUUCUCGCUCCUGGAGUGCGAAGUGAAGUGGUUGCGAAAUGAAGGUGAAUGGCUGCACCCCGUCGUCAAAGUCGCCGAGGUAACCGGUCAAGCUCGCAGAGUCCUCCUGGCAGAGCGCGUGGUGCUGAACACUCUGGCCCGUGCCAGCGGCGUGGCAUCUUCAGCACGGCGAAUGCGAGAAAUUCUCAACGAAAUCCACUGGGACGGCGUCCUGGCUGGAACCCGCAAAACAACUCCUGGUUUUCGACUUGUGGAGAAGUACGCUCUUCUGGUCGGUGGCGCUGAUACUCAUCGCUACGACAUGACAUCCCUCAUCAUGCUGAAAGACAACCAUCUAGCUGCAACAGGCUCCGUCGAGAAAGCUGUACGAAUCAGCAAGAAGAUGGGAGGCUUCACCAAGAAGGUGGAAGUCGAAUGUAGUUCCGUCGAGGAAGCUCAAAUGGCUGCCAGGGCCGGAUGUGAUGUCAUCAUGCUGGAUAAUUUUCAGCCGAAAGAUCUUGCAGCGACGAGCCACAAGCUGAAGACCGAGUUCCCUAACGUUCUCAUCGAGGCUUCAGGAGGAAUCACGGCGUCAAACCUCACCGAGUAUGCAAUCGCUGACGUCGACAUUGUUUCUUCCAGCUGCCUGGUUCAGGGCUACGGUACCGUAGACCUCUCCCUCAAAGUUCAGCUGCCAAAGAAGGGGGAAGAGUGUUGAUUCCCUCCAACCUACGACUAUACCACCAUAUAAAUCACUCGUUCCGUG
This is a messenger RNA of Ornithodoros turicata, 1318 nucleotides long. Its product is annotated as nicotinate-nucleotide pyrophosphorylase [carboxylating]-like. The coding region runs from base 137 to 1270 and encodes 377 amino acids. Gene Ontology annotation, cellular component: cytoplasm. NCBI's taxonomy places the organism in Eukaryota, Metazoa, Arthropoda, Arachnida, Ixodida, Argasidae. Gene Ontology annotation, biological process: NAD+ biosynthetic process; quinolinate catabolic process. The record is from RefSeq and is a predicted model, not a curated record. Gene Ontology annotation, molecular function: nicotinate-nucleotide diphosphorylase (carboxylating) activity. The transcript has 7 exons.